Anopheles marshallii is the source of this 480-nucleotide messenger RNA. Its product is annotated as SUMO-conjugating enzyme UBC9-B. Gene Ontology annotation, molecular function: SUMO conjugating enzyme activity. The transcript has a single exon. The record is from RefSeq and is a predicted model, not a curated record. Gene Ontology annotation, biological process: protein sumoylation. Lineage: Eukaryota; Metazoa; Arthropoda; Insecta; Diptera; Culicidae. Gene Ontology annotation, cellular component: nucleus. The coding region runs from base 1 to 480 and encodes 159 amino acids.
AUGUCCGGCAUCGCAGCAUCGCGACUUGGAGAGGAACGUAAAGCGUGGCGCAAAGACCACCCCUAUGGAUUUGUGGCUCGCCCCGUGAAGAACCUCGAUGGAUCACUGAACCUCAUGACAUGGGAGUGUGCCAUUCCCGGAAAGAAAGGAACAGCCUGGGAAGGUGGACUAUACAGACUGAAGAUGAUUUUUAAGGAUGAUUACCCGACCAGCCCUCCAAAGUGCAAGUUUGAGCCGCCGUUGUUCCACCCGAACGUGUAUCCAUCCGGUACGGUGUGCCUGUCACUACUGGACGAAGAAAAGGAUUGGCGUCCUGCGAUCACGAUUAAACAAAUAUUGCUCGGUAUACAAGAUCUGCUAAACGAACCCAAUAUUAAGGACCCGGCACAGGCAGAGGCAUACACAAUAUAUUGCCAAAACCGACUGGAGUAUGAAAAACGAGUGCGUGCUCAGGCCAGAGCUAUGUCAGCCACAGAUUGA